This is a messenger RNA of Olea europaea var. sylvestris, 4274 nucleotides long. RefSeq lists its product as uncharacterized. Bases 1 to 1668 code for a protein of 555 amino acids. The transcript is spliced from 3 exons. NCBI's taxonomy places the organism in Eukaryota, Viridiplantae, Streptophyta, Magnoliopsida, Lamiales, Oleaceae. The record is from RefSeq and is a predicted model, not a curated record.
AUGACUCGUUUCGGCCCUACAGAGUACGAGUGCUUUGACGAGGCACUAUCCAGAGUAAAACAAACUGGGACUCUCCGGGAUUAUCAGUGUGAGUUUGAAAGGUUGGCGAACAGAGUUGACUGGCCCCAAUCGGCUCUAGUCGGCACUUUCCUUGGAUGUCUACGUGAGGACAUAGCGGUCGAAGUACGAAUGGCUAAGCCGAAGACUCUACGCGAUGCUAUAGGGGUGGCCAGGAUGAAGGAUGACCAGCUCGUGAGGAAAAGAAGGCAAGCACGGGUCGAAGUGACGCGAACUAUCCCGCAAACACGAAUUAUCACAGCUACCCCACCUGCAACAGCACCUACUGCACCAAGGCAGGUUGUUGGCUCUCCGGUUAAGCGCAUAUCAUGGGAAGAGAUGCAGCGGAGGCAAGAGAAAGCUCUGUGCUUCAAUUGUAAUGAUCGAUUCACCCAUGGCCAUAAAUGUAAAGUGCCACAACUCUUCUUCAUCGAAGGAGGAGAGGUCAAGGAAAGCGAAUCUAAUUCCAACUCUGGGCCAAUAAUUAAAGAAUUAGAGCAGGAAGGUGUAGAUGAGCAAGCCGAGAUCACUCUCCAUGCCUUUUCGGGAUGGAAAGGGCCACUAACUUCAACAGAUAAUUUCAAUGUGAAGAUUGCAGAUGGAGGCCAACUAUCUUGCCAAGAGAAGCAUGAGACUGUACCACUGGAGAUCCAAGGUUUUUCUUUUGCUGUCACAUUGUUUUCACUUCCAUUACAAGGGUUAGAUGUUGUACUAGGCGUGCAAUGGUUGGUGGAAUUGGGCCCUGUGUUGUGUGAUUGGCGCAACAUGACAAUGAAAUUUAAUUGGCAAGGAAAGUCUCGCGUGCUUCAUGGUCAAAAGGAAUCCUCUUCAACAGUAAUUACUAUGCAGUCACUUGAGAAAGAAAUUGGUGGUGGGGGCACCUUAUUUGCGUUAGUGGUAAAUGAAGUAAAAAUUGAUAAGGAUAAUGCUCCACUAGUGCCCAAUGAUAUAGAUAAAAUACUGAAGGAGUUUGCUGCCAUUUUUGAGGAACCACCGACAAGUGACGGAAAUGCUGGAAAAUGGGACCAUCGCCCUAGUCGCAGCCCUUUUUCCUCGCCAGUCCUACUGGUUAAGAAAAAGGAUGGGUCUUGGCGUUUUUGUACUGAUUAUAGGACGCUAAAUGAAGCAACAAUAAAGGACCGCUUUCCAAUUCCAACCGUGGAUGACAUGAUCGAUGAAUUACAUGGAGCCAAGUAUUUCACCAAGCUUGACCUUAGAGCUGGAUACCAUCAAAUUCGAGUUCAUCCUGAUGAUGUGCAUAAGACAGCUUUUCGAACACAUAGUGGACAUUACGAAUAUCUCGUCGUGCCUUUUGGCCUUUGUAAUGCGCCUUCAACAUUCCAAGCCACCAUGAAUUCCAUCUUCAAGCCGUUCUUAUGUAAGUUUGUACUUGUAUUUUUUGAAGAUAUUUUGGUGUAUAGUCGCUCUUGGGAGGUGCAUGUAGAACACAUCAGAGUGGUUUUUAAAAUUUUGCACAAUCAACAAUUUUUCCUUAAACGCUCUAAGUGUGCAUUCGGACAAACAAAGGUGGAUUAUUUGGGGCACAUAAUUUCGAAUGACGGAGUACAAGUGGAUGAAAGUAAGAUUGCAGCCAUAAAAGAAUUGGCCUAGACCCACCAACUUAACAGAGCUCAGGGGUUCCUUAGGACUUACGGGGUAUUAUCGUAAGUUUGUGUGUGAUUACGGAAUUAUUGCAGCCCCUCUAACACAAUUGUUGAAGAAAGGACAAUUCCACUGGGAUGAAAAUGCAGUAAAAGCUUUUGAGAUGCUCAAACUUGCUAUGACUACAACACCGGUAUCGGCCAUUCCUAAUUUUACUGAAACUUUUGUCAUUGAAACUGAUGCUUCAGAUGUAGGUAUUCGAGCUAUAUUGUCUCAACAAGAAAGACCAGUGGCUUUUUUGAGUAAAGCAUUGGGUCCAGGAAAGAAAGCUUGGCCUAUUUAUUCAAAGGAGAUGCUUGCUAUCCUUGAAGCUAUUCGAUGUUGGAGACCAUAUCUUUUAGGUAGAAAAUUUCAGAUCUUAACCGACCAACGCAGCUUGCGGUAUUUCUUGGAGCAACGUGUAGCCACCCCAGAGCAACAGAAAUGGGCCACAAAGUUGCUACGCUACGAAUAUGGAAUAGUAUAUAGGCCUGGCAAGGAGAACAGGGCAGCAGAUUCACUUUCUAGGAAAGUGGGGUCACAGACUCUAUUGGCAAUUUCAGAGCCACAAUUCGUUAUAUGGGAUGAAAUAAAAAGGGAAGCAGCUAAAAGCCCAUGGGUUCAAGAAAUAAGAAGUCACCUAGAAUCUGAUGAUGAAGGGGCACAGAAUUAUGAAUGGAGGAAUGAAUUAUUAUGGUUCAAGGGACGAGUAGCCAUUCCACCAGAUUCAGCCUUGAUUCUAUUCUACUCCAGGAGUUCCAUGAUACAAAAAUAGGAGGCCAUUCAGGAGUAUUGCGGACUUGGAAGAGAAUUGCCCAAGCCUUUCGUUGGAACGGACUCAAGAAAGAUGUGCAGAAUUAUGUAGCAGCGUGCGAUGUGUGCCAACGAAAUAAGACUGACUCUCGAUCACCAGCGGGUCUCCUUCAACCUCUUCCCGUGCCUUCACAAGUAUGGGAUGAUAUUUCUCUUGAUUUCAUAGAUGGGUUGCCAAGCUCCAAUGGAAAAAAUGGCAUACUGGUGGUAGUAGAUCGCCUCUCAAAAUAUGGCCACUUCAUCGCCGUGGCUCAUCCAUUCACGGCCAAGAAAAUUGCAGAGGUGUAUGUUGAAAAUGUGGCUCGCCUCCACUGUGUUCCUCGAACUAUUAUUAUGAUCGUGGUGCUUUGUUUACAAGUAAUCUUUGGCAGGAAUUCUUUAAGUUGCAAGGGACGCAAUUAAAGGUGUCGUCUGCAUAUCAUCCCGAGACUGAUGGUCAAACAGAAGUAGUGAAUCGAAGCCUCCAGCAAUAUCUUCACUGCCUAUCAAGUCAAGCACCAAAACAAUGGAGUUAUCAGUUACCAUGGGCAGAAUUCUGGUAUAAUACCACAUUCCACCGUGCAAUUGGGCCCACCUCUUUUCAGGCUUUGUAUGGAAGACCUCCGCCUGUAAUCACUCGUUAUUUGCCGGUUGUGCAGGAAGUGGAUAAAGCGCUAUGUGACCGGGAUGAAUUGCUGCAACGCCUAAAGCAAAAUUUGGAAAAGGCCAGGAACCGAAUGAAGCAACAAGCAGAUGCCCACCGCCGUGAUGAGUCCUUUGAGGUGAAUGAUUGGGUUUUUCUGAAAUUACAACCAUUCAGAUAGCAAUCAGUGUUCAAACGAGCUCAUCAAAAGCUUGCUAAUAAAUACUUUGGACCUUAUAGGGUGAUGGAAAAAUAGGGGCUGUAGCUUACAAAUUGGAGCUGCCAGAACAUUCGAAAGUACACCCAGUAUUCCACAUAUCCUGUCUUAAACGACGCAUCGGAACUGGAGAAGUUUCACGGUGCACGGCACCUCCCGUUUCUGAAGAUGGUUGUCUUGAGCUUGAACCAAUUGCUGCCAAGGAUUUUCGCUGGGUAAAGCAGGGUAACAGAAUUGUAGGGGAAGCGUUGGUACAAUGGAAGCAUAUGCCUGAUGAAGAAGCCACCUGGGAAUCAACCGAACGCGUGCAGAACCAAUUCCCAAAUUUCCACCUUGAGGACAAGGUUGAAGUUCCAGGGGCGGCGAAUGGUGAGCCUCGAAGAAUAAGGAAGCCCAAUCCCAAGUAUUUGUCCAUGUUAGCCGCAGAACCAGGAGGACCAAUUCAAAAGCUGCUGGAAACAUCUGAUCUGUUUUGAUCUAUUCCUUAUCUUCAGGUCCAAGUAAAGGAGAACGUGGCUUGAGUUUAGGUAGAAUUGUUGAGUUUGUUUAGGAAUCUAAGCUAUAAAUAAGUGUCCUUGGACAGUAGAGUAGGCAUAAAAAUUGAAUUGAUUGUAUCUGUGGUUUGUCUCCAGCCCAAAUUGGAGAAUUUCUAUUGCAAUUUUCUAUUUUCAGCUUGUUUAGUUUACUUUGUUCCAACAACGAGGCCCGUAAGAAACUGCGGGAAUUGAAGCACAAGAGCAUCAUUCGUGAAUACAUCAAGGAAUUCACGACCCUCAUGCUCCAGAUUCCUAGCAUGCCUGAUGAUGUGUUAUUGUUCUAUUUCUUGGAUGGUUGUGCAAAUUGGGUAAGACAGGAACUGCAGUGUCGGGGAAUUAAGACAGUGGACGAAGCCAUUGUUGUGGCGGAGUCAUUAACCGAAUUCCA